CAAGUAGCAGCCAUGACUGCAGUUGUACUUUGCUUUCCCACGGCAGGCGACCAGUGCUUCGUCUGGAUUCCCACGACUCCCGAGCACGCAUCUCUUCGAAUCACCCUUUGUUUGGCUUUCCACAGGUCUUUGUCACUGCCUUUCCUUACGAUGCCUCUACUCGGGUGGUCUUUUCUCACAUGGUGUUGUUGAUGAUAUCCAACAGACAUUGUGACCAGCCACAGCAGCCCAAGGCGUCCAAUAUCUCCAUGUAGGCUGCGCGCUGAGUGGUGUGAGCCCAAGUCCCAUUUCAAGCUCUGUAUAAUCUUUGGACCGCUACUGCCAGCGACAUGGCUGUUUCACGAGUCAAACACCCAGCCUUUUCCAUCAUUUCGUCCCGUUUUGCCGUCGCUAUCAUUCACAGGUGAGAAGAUGGAUCCCAAAUGCGAUUCUCUAGCCUGUAAUGUCUUGCCCGUAAUGGUGAAAUGGUUCUGCUGGGUUGUGUAUCUAUUUUGCUUGCUGUGCGAUCGUCGGGUCCACGUUCAAGAGAUUCUAUCCCUUUUGUGGUGCUUUCCUCGCCAUUCGGCCAAUACAUUCGAUAGGCAUGAUUCCCUCGAAGCACAAAAUCGGUCAUCCACCUAAAUAACGGAGCGCUGAUAAUCCAUUUACAGCCUUCAUUUCUCUCUGUACUUGGGCCAUAUAAGCUUGCUCUCAAGGUUCCUGUAUUCCUCCAUGUUCAGGCACAGCUGAACAGCCCUUAAAUCCUCCUAGCCAAUGUCUCCGGUCUUGCGGAGAUCUUCUUCCUCGGAUUCAGACAGCGAGUCUCAGCUUUCCGACUGCUCUUCAUCCUCAUCCUGCGGCGAUGAAGACGAGUUCAACAAACGCAUUGCGCCAAACUGGUGUGCUCAUCGGCUCAUCAUUGAGCGAUGCGGGUUUCGACUCGACACUCGUCGCGACGUCAAAUUGUGGUAUCAGCAUUACUGGGAAUCCCUGAUAUCGCAGGGAUAUACGGUGACCAAGGAUCUUCCAGGAUAUACCCGAGCCUGUAACGGUAGUGACGACAACGAACUGUGUAAAGAUGCCGGACUUGUCAGUGUCAAAAUCGAAGUUAUGGUUCCAGCACUCACAUUGCUUCAGCCAGAAAACCUUUUCCGAGGGACGCGAUGCAAGGAUGGGACAAAGGUCGUCAUUAAGGCUGUUCACCUCCGCAGCCGUGAAUACGACGUUGUUCGCUACCUGUCUAGCCCUUCCCUGCGAAACGACCCAAGAAACCAUUUGAUUCCCAUUCUAGAUCUCAUCGAAGUUCCCAAAGAUGAUUUGGUCUUCAUGGUCAUGGAAGAGUGGUCAUCACAUCUUAUCCCUGAGACGCCGUGUACUCUUCGGCUCUAUCUCGGGGCACUACGUCAAUGCAUCGAACAUGCUGUUUUUAUGCACUCUCACCACAUCGCACACCUUGAUAUCUCCAUACGCAACAUGCUUACGGACUACCGGUCCAACUAUGCCUACAUUGACUUUGAAUUGGCUCGGCGUUUUGACGGGAUACAUCAUCCACGAAUACGCGGUUGUCGGGGAACCGAAGUACCACCAGAACUUGAACAAGGUGGGGUCGGUGACCCUUACAAAACCGACGUCUGGGCCUUAGGGAGGAUGAUCUUACGUGCAUGCUCAUUAACAGGGUAUCACGUUCCCGAGCUCGCGGCUCUUGUUGGUGCAAUGCUAAACCCUAACUUUGAGCAGCGUCCUACGGCCGCUGUUGCUCUAAAAUCGUUCGAUACGAUCAUGUCGUGUAUCCCCGAGGCGCGGCUGCGCAUGUCGAGCGGAUGCAAUCAUUGACAUUCCACCACAGGACUGCGGUAUCAUAGGCAUUGUCUCACGUUUGACUUAAUGGCUCGUUUCGUACAUUGUGUGUUUUGUACAUUGGUAUAUGGUAUAUUAUAUGUGUAGAGGAAUAGAAAUACAGGGAAGACCGAAUACAUACAAUAAUUCCUAGUC
Messenger RNA from Somion occarium, 1971 nucleotides. The record is from the annotation of a GenBank genome assembly. Lineage: Eukaryota; Fungi; Basidiomycota; Agaricomycetes; Polyporales; Cerrenaceae.